AUGAAUCACACAAAGCCUAUGGUUCUCGUGCCCGAGAACACCUUGGAAAGAUUACAACAGUACCAGCAGAUUUUAACCCCACCCGUCACACAAACUCUGAGAAACUUGGAUAGUGAAAUGACCGAUAUUUUAUCCAGUAAAGAACUUGAUGAUGAACAAAAAGCUAGGCUUUACAAUCAAGUGUUGCAGCGGUACUUGACUUAUUACGAUCAGCGAAAAGGUCAACCUCUUCAUCUGAAAAUGUCAACCCCCAAAGCAGUGGAAACACCUAAACCAGAAGAAAAUGAACAACCUUCGGAAGAACCUGUCCCGGAAAAAUUCACUUCAUCAGCCGUAAAGCGAGAGGUCAUGAAAAGUGUACCCAAAAUUUACAAAGCCGGGGCUAGACAACUGUUGGAUAAAAUUAAAGAGCAUCAAGAUGUAUUGCAUUGGAAUGAUAAAGGAGAGCUUUUGUAUGAAACCAAACCCAUUCCAGGUUCUCAUCUGGUAGACCUAGUCAACGACACAUUGCGCCACCGCAAAGGAUUUGAACCAGUGGGAUGGUCGGUGUUUGCGAGGGGUCUGGCCCGAAUGAAUGUCCCGGAAAAUCUAGUUACGUUCUAAUUCGCUUCGCUCAAACGAACGUAAAUUAUUUACCGCUUAAAUAACCGCAAAAACCAGGCGAAGUCAGAUAUGGGUGGAUCGCGUGCGAACCCUAACACUUUAAUAAAAAGGAAUCGUACAGCAUUGGUAAAGGAAAAACAGAUAACAUAUUUAAAUAUGAGCUAAAUACCUAAAUAUUUCGUCACACUUAAACGAUUACAUUGUCUCUAAAACGUACAUGUCUUUCGUUUCGUCUGUUUUCUAGCGCCCAUGAAGCUUAAACAACCUCUCAGAAACGGCUUUGAAAGCGUCAUCACUGAUAACAGCUUUAGCACCCCCUGAACGCAGACUAAGUCUUUCAAAGUAGUCUUAAAUAUUUCCCUGCAGCGAGCGAUAGGAUAACUUGCCAUUCCUAAGAGUAUAACCCGACUUGUUCUUCGUUGAAUAAAGGCAAAUGACUUACGUAAGAUAGCUACUGGGCAGUAUUUGUUCUCUAGCUUAGCGAUAUAAACAUAAUUGCCCUCUCUAUAUACAUCCGUUUUACUCCUUGGCACACAAAUGUCUACAAAACCAUCGCAAAACGUGAGGUGUUUUGGCUGAAUAUUAGCCAACUCGUUAAAACGAAAAAAUCCUGCAAAACCUAAUGAACUUAUUGCGGCAAUACGUAAGUCCUUUAAAGGUGCUUCCUCAGCGCCAUGUCUGUCAAUAAUGCUUCUAAUGAUAGCAGGGUCCACGGGCUUUUUCUUGUGAACUGGAUUGCUCCUUGUCCUCUUGGCGCACUCAAUCAAGUUCUUGCAACAAGCGUUAUCCAAAGGAUUGGGACCAUCAUCAGGAACAAAGGAAUGGAACCAUUUCAGCGCAGCAUGGACCAAAACCAUUGCGGCCGGAGACCUAAGCUGUUGAUCUAAGCAAAAUAGAUAAAGCGCGACAACAGAAGAAGAAAAUGGCAACUGUAGCACAAUUUUCCGAGUCCUACACCACAGUAAAAACCUGUUUAUAAUUAUCUCCUUAAGAUAUUUCUUCACAGUAGAAUCCGCCCUAGAACUAAGCAAACAUUUAAAUAAAGAAUUGAAAUCCGGCCUAAUAGCAGGAGGCAGCACCAUCCAUGCUUUACUUGCAACUACGACCUGCAAGAAAAAAUUAUAUCACCAAAAUUUUGCAACAACAGGAUAGCGGCUCUAGGAAAUGUGACGCAAGCGAUGACAGCGGUUCUAAUAAACGGCCCUAUGCCUAUGACGCAAUCUCUGAAGCAGAAUAAUAGAAAGAAACUACACUGACCUCCCCGGGGCAAAAUAGGCAUGCAAAGUAGCUCCUAAACAAAGGCCUAGCGAAUAACCUACAAAGAAAGCUUAAUAACAAACGAGUAAUAACUACAUAUAUACCCUAAACGCGACUUGCUCUAGUAGAUCAUUUAAAUCCCCCAAAAGGCCCCAUAAACUACAGGCAAACGAAUAUAAAGUAGGAAACACCCUGUCUAGGACACAGUCAACUCAGACACUUAAAUAACCUAACGAGCAGCAAAAACAAAGUUACAGCCUUGAUUAAGAGGGUAAAUAACCUAAACCAACAAGAACAACGCAGUUCAACCUUGCAAAAAAAAAAAAACCUUGGCCAGAAUAGCGGGUUGAGUUACGAUUCGCGAACCAGUGUCAAAAAAGGACACAAUUUUUCAUACGUGAACAGGUCUCCCAUUCUCGAGAGAACUCGAAUCCUCGUUCUACUAACAAAAAUCUAAAACGACAUAAAUCUUCUCUAACGGACGCAGUCGUCCCUUCAAAUGGCCAGUGUCAUUUUCCCUGGACACAGCUGUCCAUGCAACUAAUGACCAGUGUCAAAUCCUGCAAAUACCAGCACUAAAAGCUAGUUCAGAGUGACCUACUCCAAGGGCAAUAAAGCUGGAUAAUCCCUACAAAAAUUCGAAUCUAAGCGCGAGAACCUCCCCUGUAAAACGAGGAGAACCAAGGAAUGAACUAAAAUUUCUUUCCAGGGUGAGAGCUUGGGAUGCAUUCAGCGUCAAGUAUCCUUAAUGAACGACCGAUAUUUGCUCGUCAGAAGAGGCCAAAAACUGGACGAAGGCCAUAAUGGGACUACAAGAGCAGCCAUCGCUUUCUGUAGGCUCAGAUAAUGGAUAACGCGAGCAACAACAGAAACUGGAGGAACCACUAAACAAUUCUCGGAACUUAAGUCUUGGGCAAAGAAGUCAAUUCCAGACACACCCGGAUUCCAGAAACGCGAAAAGAAUCUAGCUAGGAAGCUUAGCUGUAUAAUAAUUGGCAAAACAGUCAACUGUAUGCGGGCCCCAUAACUCUUCCAAACUUAGAAAAAGAUCAUGCGUGAUUUGCCAAUCAUCAAAGUCUAUAAGGCGACUGAUAUAAUCUGCCUUCUCAUUUUCAGUUCGUGGGAUCCACUGCACCUCCAAACGAAUAGAGUGCUCCGCGCAAAACUGAAAAAAUUUAAGAGCCAGCCUGUGCAAAUCCAAUUUCAUGCUUCCGACUUCUAUAAUUCUAGCCGCCGUCUGGCUAUCAGUGAACCACUUGACAAGUGAACCUUUAAAAUUGGCGCAAAAGACUCUAGAGAAAAAUCAAUGGCUGCAAGUUCUCUGCAAGUAGAGCUCUUAGAACAUUCGGAAGGCUCCCAAAGCUUGUGACACACACAAUCCUCAUUAAGGGUAGUAACUGAACCGCACCCUGCAGGGCUGGCAUCGGAGUAAGCGAAACGCUGUGGCUUAUUAAAGAGAAAACCAAUCGCGCACUUUGAUGGAAUUUAGGUUGUUUUUCCAAAAAUAUAGCUCCUCAAUGCAAUAGGGAACCAUCUUAACUUUCGAGUCCCAGUGCUGCGCGCUUAAUGUAGACAUAAUGCAGUGCCUAGUCAUGCUCCUAGAAAUGUUCCCGGAAACAGGCGCUGUAUAAAUUAUCUGCUGUAAAAGAGGCCAAUCUUCUGGCAGAAAGAACAAAAUCGGAGUCGAUAAUACUUUCAAUGGUACCAGUAAUUUUGGCAACCCUCCUAUCCAAUAUUUCAAUGGUUCCACGAGCGAUAUCCCAAGUGAUACCCAACCAAUCAAGCCUCUGGCAAGGUAUCCACACUGACUUAUCCUCGUUAGUAACGAAACCCCCUAAAAAAAGGUCAGUUCUAACGGCAUCAGCUACAAUACUGCACACUUGAGAAUCCAAUUUUCAAUACCCCAUCCGUCGUCAAGAAAAACAGCAACGCAAAUGCCUUGAUGCCUCCAAUGUUUCUCAAGAGGCUAAGAAUUUUUGUGAACACGUGAGGGGCGGACGAUAAUACGACAGGUUAAACUGUAAACACAUAAAACUUCACUUGAUUGGAACAGGAAUGCUUCCAGGAAAAACCAAGAUAUGUUUGAUGGCCCUCAAAAAUUUCAACGUGGUGGUACCCACUUUCAGAUCGAAGGAAAAACAUAUACACCACGCGAGAAGUAAUACAUAGCUGUUUUCCAGUCUUCGUAUUUAACAUGCAACUUACGAAGAAACUUGUUGACGUAUCUUAAAUCAAGAAUGAGCCUCUUCUUUCCAUUAGCUUGAACAGAUACGGAAAAGGGGUUGACCACCCGGGGGGUACAUUGGUUUCGACAACACGACCCGACUCAACUAAACUUGAAUAGCCUCCUCAACAAACUCGGCAUGUGAAAGAGACGAUCUGUUGUUUUUGAAAACCGCUGGUUGGAAAACUAACGAAAGGCAACAAAUAACCCCUUUCUAUAACGUUAAGAAUAAAACUAGGGGUUCCAAUAUGCUUCCAAAAUUCGAAGUUUCUACGAAGAUUUCCCUUGACGUUGACACACGGCGGACUAGUACUUAACUCAAAAUUAAACAAUUCGCUAUCGCAAUGCACCUGAGCGAUAUCAGCAACCUCCUCAUCAAAAACAUUACUGCUUUGCACCGGGUUGAGUGUGGGCUCCGUGACUGGGUCUGUAGGUACUGUGCGAGUAUCUUGGGGUGAAUGUGGUUCCGCGAUAAGUACUUCGUGGGCUAUCCCAGGAGGCAGUGCAUUCUCUUGCCCAGUGGCCGAGUUUGUGACAUUUAAAGCACCUCGCGCGGCCCACGUAAACAUCUCUACCGCCUGAAAACAGAUGAAAAAAAAGCAGUAUCAAAAGCACAUAAAAUGAAAAAACACCCGUAGGAGCCUGAGAAAAGGGAGGGUGGGUGGGGCCAGAUCUAAAACGUCCGAAGCAGUAAACAGCUCUAAAGUGCUAAGGUCGCAAGCGAGAGAGAGAGAACAAACUGAAAACAGCAUCUUAAAUAGAUAAAACGAACCAAUCGGAAGCUACGAUAAACGCACAGCGACACCAAAAGGCGACAAACUGUAACAAAGAAUGUGAAGCUAAUAUAACAGUGGAAAAUAUAUUGCGUAAUCCACAGAGGCAAAGUGCUGUUCGAGAAUUUAAACCCCUAACAGUCCUUCCCGUUGGCUACCUAGCCCACCUGUGA
Porites lobata is the source of this 5030-nucleotide messenger RNA. The record is from the annotation of a GenBank genome assembly. NCBI's taxonomy places the organism in Eukaryota, Metazoa, Cnidaria, Anthozoa, Scleractinia, Poritidae.